Aspergillus terreus NIH2624 is the source of this 1803-nucleotide messenger RNA. RefSeq names its product ATP-binding cassette domain-containing protein. Gene Ontology annotation, biological process: translational initiation; ribosomal subunit export from nucleus; translational termination. NCBI's taxonomy places the organism in Eukaryota, Fungi, Ascomycota, Eurotiomycetes, Eurotiales, Aspergillaceae. The transcript has 7 exons. The record is from RefSeq and is a predicted model, not a curated record. Bases 1 to 1803 code for a protein of 600 amino acids. Gene Ontology annotation, molecular function: iron ion binding; ribosomal small subunit binding; ATP binding.
AUGUCUGACAAGCUCACUCGUGUCGCAAUUGUCAACAGUGACAAGAAAUGUCGCCAGGAAUGUAAGAAGUCUUGCCCCGUCGUCCGGACGGGUAAGCUCUGUAUCGAAGUGACUCCCGAGUCCAAGAUCGCCUUCAUCUCCGAGCGUCUCUGUAUCGGUUGCGGUAUCUGUCCCAAGAAAUGUCCAUUCGGAGCCAUCCAUAUCAUCAACUUGCCUACCAACUUGGAAACCGAGGUCACGCAUCGUUACUCCGCCAACAGCUUCAAGCUCCACCGUCUUCCUAUGCCCCGUCCUGGUCAGGUGCUCGGUCUCGUCGGUACCAACGGUAUUGGAAAGAGUACUGCAUUGAAGAUUCUGAGCGGCAAGCUGAAGCCCAACCUUGGACGUUAUGAUAACCCUCCGGACUGGGAAGAGAUCCUACGGUACUUCCGUGGUUCCGAAUUGCAGAACUACUUCACCAAAGUGCUCGAGGAUAACUUGAAGGCUGUCGUGAAGCCUCAGUACGUCGACCAGAUUCCCCGCGCUGUCAAGGGUCCCGUCAAGAAUGUCGGAGAUCUUAUCAAGGCUCGUGCCCAGAUGGACAACAUGGAGCACAUCCUGGACACUCUCGAACUUCGCCAGGUCCAGAACCGUGAUAUUGACCACCUCUCUGGUGGUGAGCUCCAGCGUUUCGCUAUUGGUCUUGUUUGCGUUCAGCAGGCCGAUGUUUACAUGUUUGACGAGCCGUCUUCUUAUCUUGAUGUCAAGCAGCGUCUGGCUGCUGCCCGUCAGAUCCGAGAGCUUCUGCGCCCUGAUGACUACGUUAUCGUUGUUGAGCACGAUCUGUCUGUUCUUGACUAUCUGUCCGACUUCGUUUGCGUGCUUUACGGAAGACCUGCCCUCUAUGGUGUGGUUACUAUGCCUUCUUCCGUCCGUGAAGGUAUCAACAUUUUCUUGGAUGGCCACAUCCCCACGGAGAACCUUCGGUUCAGAGAGGAAUCUCUUACCUUCCGUAUUGCUGAGGCUGGUGACGACUUCAUGGUCGACAAGGCCCGUGCUUUCAGCUACCCUAAGAUGACCAAGACCCUAGGUGGCUUCCGCCUGAGCAUCGAGCCUGGCCGCUUUACCGACUCCGAAAUCAUUGUCAUGAUGGGAGAGAACGGAACUGGAAAGACUACUUUCUGUAAGAUGCUUGCUGGUGCUGAGAAGCCCGACGGCGAAGUCAACAUGCCCCGCAUGAACAUCAGCAUGAAGCCCCAGAAGAUCACGCCCAAGUUCCAGGGUACCGUCCGUCAGCUGUUCUUCAAGCGUAUCAAGGCUGCCUUUCUGUCUCCUCAGUUCCAGACCGACGUGUACAAGCCCCUCAAGAUCGACGACUUCAUCGACCAGGAGGUCCAGAACCUGUCUGGUGGUGAAUUGCAGCGUGUUGCCAUCGUUCUGGCCCUCGGUCUGCCUGCCGAUAUCUACCUCAUUGACGAGCCUAGUGCCUACCUGGAUUCCGAGCAGCGUAUCGUGGCAGCCAGAGUCAUCAAGCGUUUCAUCAUGCACACCAAGAAGACCGCCUUCAUCGUCGAGCACGAUUUCAUCAUGGCCACUUAUCUGGCUGAUCGGGUCAUUGUUUUCGACGGUAAGCCGUCUGUUGAUGCCCACGCCAACACUCCCGAGUCACUGGUCACUGGUUGCAACACUUUCUUGAGGAACCUGGACGUCACCUUCCGUCGUGACCCCAACAGUUACCGUCCUCGUAUCAACAAGCACCAGUCCCAGAUGGACCAGGAGCAGAAACUAAGCGGCAACUACUACUUCCUGGAGGAAGAGAGUUGA